Molecule: messenger RNA, 1157 nt
Organism: Antechinus flavipes (yellow-footed antechinus)
Lineage: Eukaryota; Metazoa; Chordata; Mammalia; Dasyuromorphia; Dasyuridae
Gene: DPEP2NB
Product: DPEP2 neighbor
Exons: 2
Coding region: 1-387 (128 amino acids)
Source: RefSeq, a predicted model, not a curated record
AUGUCUGACCGGAUCUUCUAUAUACACUCCAACUUGUCCUUUGUUCCCUGGGAGGGCAGUACAGCAGCAGCUGCGGCUCCCACUUCUCCCCCCACGCCGGGUCACUACCAUGUCCUCUACCGAGGCUGUGGGGAGACUCAGGUGGGCUGGCAUGGGGAGACUUACUGCCUGGUGGGGGGUUACCGGGCCUACGGGGAUGCUCCUGUGGCCUCCUUGGAGAAGGCAGAGGCAGAAAAGCCAGUUUCCAGCCGAACUUCCAAGAGACACCGUGUCCUGGAAGAGCCCGACAAAGAUCUCGGGGGCAGCAGCCCUAAAGUCCUGCGGCACUGGCACCGUGGGGGCAGGAGGCUGCCCAGCCAGAAGCACUCCGGCCAGGCAGCUUCCUAGAGAUGACAUUUCAGCAGGGUUAAGUCAGUAGUUCUCUCUGUGGUGACUUCCCACUGUUGACCAGUGGAGCUAAAAUGUGUCUGGACCACUGCUAACCCGAAAGCCCCUUCUCACCGGGCCCAAUCACAGAGAAGCUGUGAGGGGCUAUGGUUUGAAAUAAGGGGCUCCUUUGCAUAUACCAGGGUGGAGGAGCCAGCCUGGGGACAACCUGGCUCUUCUCCACUUGGGUUUGUUCUGCUUUUAAGGCUCCAUCUUCUCAGUGGAGGAAAGACACCAGCAUCAUCACUGGACUAGAAAGACCAGCUCUGAGAAGGAGCAGCAUGGGGGAACCAAGCGGAGACCCCAAGAGCCGCUGCCUUUCCCCCAGAGGGUCUGCCACUUAAUCUCUUAUUGAUGUCCAAGGAGGCUGCCCAUGUUCUUGGUUCGGACUUGACAGAUGUUGGAGGCAGGAAGGAGAGAGCCCUCAAGAUUAUGCAGCUGCCUUUGAAAAAUUUAGCUCAGAAGAGCAGAAGCAGAAAAUUGGGGCAGUCUCUCCUCCAAGAACUGCUAGGGUGGUCUGUCCUGACAGCCUGAAAGGGGCAGGGAAAGAAAAGGCAAAGCCAUUCCCAGGGCUUGUCCUCCGCCUUCCUGCCAAGGACUCUUCCUCAGGUCACUCCUGGGGAAGGAGCUUCCUCCCCAGCCAGUGGGACCCCAGAGCCCAGGAGGGAGAUGCCUGAGCACAGGGAGUGUCGGGGCUAUCUCCGCUGGGCUCCCCCUGCCUUCAGCCCUCC